AGGAGGGAUGAAAUGAGCCCAACAAAGUUCAGGUUAUUUAUUUAGAUUAGAGAGAAGUAUGUGACCUAUUUGAAAGGUCCCAGUUCAGCUGCACUUGGAGUUUGAAAUGAGAAGACAACAUUCCUUGUCAAGUUGUCAUAUAAUAAGACGAUAUAAACGGGCGUUAUCUACAACCUUCUCUUUUUGAAACCACUCAUCCUGGCAUUCUAGGAAAGGAGAAAGGCCUUGUUCAAAUCAUUUGCUCUCAAAUUCAAAAGAAAAAAGAAAUGCCGACGUUGAAUUUGUUCACAAAUCUGCCAGUGGAUGCAGUGGUGGCCUCUGACAUUCUCAAGGACGCCACCAAAGCCGUUUCUAAAAUCAUUGGCAAACCCGAGUCUUAUGUGAUGAUUUUGCUGAACGGGUCAGUGCCUAUGGCAUUUGCGGGCACGGAAGAACCGGCAGCCUACGGAGAAUUAAUCUCCAUUGGGGGCAUUGGACCGAGUGUUAAUGGAAAACUGAGUUCAACUAUUGCAGAAAUUCUGGAAACCAAGCUUUCCAUCGAUAGCUCCCGCUUCUAUAUCAAAUUUUAUGACGUUGAGCGGCCCUUCUUUGGGUUUAACGGCUCAACAUUUUGAUGACCACUGUUCUUGGCUAAUGGUUCUAUGAAGUGUAGAAGGUGAGGCUGGCUAAUGGCUUCUUCUCUUCCUCAGUUGUAAUUUUCUUUUACGUAAAAAGAAAACUCUUUAGUUUGUAUUCUCUGAUGAAAUUUAAACUGUUAUUCAAAUCAGAAAUAGCCAGUUGUGUAUUAUGCCAUACAUGAAAUUUAAACUGAUUAAACCGUGAUAUAGAAGUUAGAUGGUGCUUAUAUGUUAUGAGCUCAA
Molecule: messenger RNA, 860 nt
Organism: Prunus persica (peach)
Lineage: Eukaryota; Viridiplantae; Streptophyta; Magnoliopsida; Rosales; Rosaceae
Product: macrophage migration inhibitory factor homolog
Exons: 3
Coding region: 267-614 (115 amino acids)
Molecular function (GO): phenylpyruvate tautomerase activity
Source: RefSeq, a predicted model, not a curated record